AUGGAGUCUCUGCAGAACAGCGCGGACCAUCACACGUCUAUCCCUAUACCCAACUCACCGCCGACCCACCAAAACCCAACCAACCACCCGGCACCACCGCCCACAACCACAAUCCUCCGAACCCUGAAGAACAAUUUGGCAAUCCGCUCCAAAUGGGCCGAGCUCAACGGCGCCAUGGGCGACCUCGGCACCUACAUCCCGAUCGUCCUCGCCUUAACCCUCUCCCAGGACCUCAACCUCGGCACGACCCUAAUCUUCACCGGAAUCUACAACAUCAUCACCGGCGCCAUCUACGGCGUCCCCAUGCCCGUCCAGCCCAUGAAAUCCAUCGCCGCGGUCGCAAUCUCGUCCCCCGAUUUCGGCGUCCCGGAGAUCAUGGCCGCCGGGAUCUGCACCGGAGGCGCCCUGAUGGUCCUGGGAGUCACGGGACUGAUGCAAUUGAUCUACAAACUAAUCCCUCUCUCCGUCGUCAGAGGCAUCCAGCUCUCCCAGGGCCUCGCCUUCGCGCUCACCGCCGUCAAGUACGUCCGCAAGGCCCAAAACUUCUCCAAGCCCAAAUCUGAUCUCGGAGGAAGGGAAUGGGCCGGGCUCGACGGCCUGAUUCUCGCAAUCUCCUGCGCCUGCUUCAUCGUGAUCGUCAAUGGCGCCGGGGAAACAGAGGAGGAGAGCGCGGAAGAACAGGGGAAUUGUGAAUCUGGAGAAAACAGAUUUCUGAAAAGGGUUAGAAAAGUCAUUUCUUCGUUACCUUCUGCGUUUCUGGUGUUUACGUUGGGACUGGUACUGGGCUUCAUCAGAAAGCCCAAGAUGGUCCACGAGAUCAAGUUCGGCCCAUCCCCGAUCGAAAUAGUCAAGAUCUCGAGACGGGCCUGGAAAACAGGGUUUCUAAAGGGGACGAUCCCGCAGCUGCCGUUAUCGUUGCUGAACUCCGUGAUCGCCGUCUGCAAGCUGUCCUCCGAUCUCUUCCCGGGGAGGAAGGAGUUCACGGCGGGUUCUGUUUCCGUGACGGUCGGGGCGAUGAACCUGGUUGGUUGCUGGUUCGGAGCGAUGCCGUGCUGCCACGGAGCGGGAGGCCUGGCCGGGCAGUACAGGUUCGGAGGGCGGUCCGGUUCUUGCGUGGCGAUUUUAGGGUUGGUUAAGUUGGGGUUGGGGUUGGUUUUGGGCGGUUCGCUCGUGGUUAUACUGCGGGAGUUUCCGGUUGGGGUUUUGGGGGUUUUGUUGCUGUUUGCUGGGAUUGAGCUGGCGAUUGCUGCCAGAGAUAUGAGGUCGAAGGAGGAUGCGUUUGUGAUGCUGGUUGUUUGUUCGGUUUCGCUCGUCGGGUCGGGUGCGGCGGUUGGGUUCUUGUGUGGGGUUGUGGUUCAUUUGCUGCUCAAGCUUAGGAAAUUGGCGGCCUAG
This is a messenger RNA of Linum tenue, 1392 nucleotides long. The record is from the annotation of a GenBank genome assembly. NCBI's taxonomy places the organism in Eukaryota, Viridiplantae, Streptophyta, Magnoliopsida, Malpighiales, Linaceae.